CCUGUUUUGACCCUGUUUAUGCUAAGAUUAAAGCCGCUAUUCUGAGCAAAACGAAACUUAAGGAAACGAAACUGAACAGGGCAGAGCAAAUACUGACAAGACCGAAGACAGGGGCAAAAAGCAGGUAUUUCCUUCUUUAUUGCCAGUGGAGGUGAAAGCAGAACCAGAAGCUGCUAGAUCCUCUCUCCUGCCCCAACACCUCUACCAUGGACCGCCUCUACAGCUGUGGACCAAGAGAACUGGACAAUUUCAUCUUUCAGAAUCUCCAGCCCAAUAGGGAAUUUAAUCAGCAGGUGUGCAGAGCCAUCGACAUCAUCUGUGAAUUCCUGAAACGCACUUGCUUCAGGGAUGCGCCCCCUCCUCGACCCAAGGUGCUGAAGAUUGUCAAGGGUGGCUCAUCUGGCAAAGGCACAGCUCUGAAAAGGGACUCAGAUGCUGACCUCGUGCUGUUCCUUGACAUCUUCAAUGGCUAUGAAGACCAGAAAAGAGACAGGAGGUCUAUCAUCCAGGAGAUUGAGAAGAGGCUCAAUUCCCAGGAAUGCCGGGAAAUAAUACCGAGCGAUAUAGAAAUACAGAUUGAAAGAUCAAAGUGGGACAACCCACGUGUGCUCAGCUUCAAGCUUCGUUCUGAUGAUUUCACAGAGUACAUUGAAUUUGAUGUCCUGCCGGCCUUUGAUGCUCUCGGUCACUACAGGGGUGGCAUGCCUGACCCCCAGGUGUACAUCAGACUGAUCCACAGCAGCGACGGCCGUGGGGGUCAGUUCUCUCCCUGCUUCACCGAGUUGCAGAAAGACUUCAUCAGGGAGCGCCCUGCCAAACUGAAAAGUCUCAUCCGUUUGGUGAAAUACUGGUACAAACAGCUGCCAGAUUGGGAAUCAAAGCCCCCAAAGUAUGCGCUUGAGCUUCUGGCUGUCUACGCCUGGGAACAAGAUGGUGAGAAGACUGAUUUCAACAUGGCGGAAGGUUUCCGGACGGUCCUUUGGCUCAUCCAACAGCACGGAGACCUCUGCAUCUUUUGGACAAAGUACUAUGACUUUCAGAAUGAGACUCUCAAACAAUACCUGCAUACUCAGCUCCGGAAACCCAGGCCUGUUAUCCUUGACCCAGCAGAUCCAACUGGGAUCGUAGGAGAGGGGAAACGCUGGGAUCUGCUCGCAGAAAAGGCCGCUGAUUGUGCUGGGCAGGCAUGCUUCGUGAAACCCGAUGGCUCCAUGGUUCAACCCUGGGAUGUGCCGGUGUCCUCCACUCAUGGUGCCAGCUUUGGAGAGUUGCCGAGACUUGUGCUGCAUUGCACUCAGUGGCCCCUGACCCCCGUGUUCCAUCAGGCCAGGCAGCAGGUGUCCUCCACUCAUGGCGCCAGCUUUGGAGAGUUGCCGAGACACGUGCUGCAUUGCACUCAGCGGCCCCCGACCCCCGUGUUCCUUCAGGCCAGGCAGCAGGUGCAAGUGCCCCCGGAAGAGCCGUACUCUUGCCAGACCCAGAAGCUGCUGGAUCCUCUCUCCUGCCCCAGCACCUCUACCAUGGAUCCCCUCUAUAGCUGUGGACCAAAAGAACUGGACAAAUUUAUCUUGCAGAAUCUCCAGCCCAAUAAGGAAUUUAAUCAGCAGGUGUGUGGAGCCAUCAACAAAAUCUGUGAAUUCCUGAAACGCAAGUGCUUCACAGAGGUGCCCCUUCCUCGACCCAAGGUGCUGAAGAUUGUCAAGGGUGGCUCAUCUGGCAAAGGCACAGCUCUGAAAAGGGACUCAGAUGCUGACCUCGUGCUGUUCCUUGACAUCUUCAAUGGCUAUGAAGACCAGAAAAGAGACAGGAGGUCUAUCAUCCAGGAGAUUGAGAAGAGGCUCAAUUCCCAGGAAUGCCGGGAAAUAAUACCGAGGGAUAUAGAAGUACGGAUUGGAAAACCAAAGCAGGACAACCGUGUGCUCAGCUUCCAGCUUCAUGCUAGCGAAGAGGAGUACAUUGAUUUUGAUAUUCUGCCGGCCUUUGAUGCCCUUGGUCACUACAGGGGUGGCAUGCCUGACCCCCAGGUGUACAUCAGACUGAUCCACAGCAGCAACGGCCGAGGGGGUCAGUUCUCUCCCUGCUUCACCGAGUUGCAGAAAGACUUCAUCAGGGAGCGCCCUGCCAAACUGAAAAGUCUCAUCCGUCUGGUGAAAUACUGGUACAAACAGCUGCCAUAUUGGAAAUCAAAGCCCCCAAAGUAUGCGCUUGAGCUUCUGGCUGUCUACGCCUGGGAACAAGAUGGUGAGAAGACUGAUUUCAACAUGGCGGAAGGUUUCCGGACGGUCCUUUGGCUCAUCCAACAGCACAGAGACCUCUGCAUCUUUUGGACAAAGUACUAUGACUUUCAGAAUGAGACUCUCAAACAAUACCUGCAUACUCAGCUCCGGAAACCCAGGCCCGUUAUCCUUGACCCAGCAGAUCCAACCGGGAUCGUAGGAGAAGGGAAACGCUGGGAUCUGCUCGCAGAAAAGGCCGCUGAGUGUGCUGGGCAGGCAUGCUUCGUGAAACCCGAUGGCUCCGUGGUUCAACCCUGGGAUGUGCCGCUGCAAGUGCCCUGGGAAGAGCCGUACUCUUGCGCCAUACUCUGAGGAGACCCCUUCCAGCCUCGUCAUAAGAUGAAGCACUCCAUGGGUGUUUGAAGAGGGGGCAUCUUAUAUUGCUUUCCAAGCUAUUUUUUUAUAAAAAGAGGGGGGAAUGCAUCUUGGGAGUUGGAUGAGUAGGAAAGGUUAUGGAAGAAGAACAUGAAAUUUACUGCAUGCACUGUUUUAAGAGAAAGUACGAUGAAAAUGAUGUAUAGAUGGUAUUUGACGCCAGUGAAACUUGCUAAGAUAUACCAUAACCAGGAUAAUAAAUGUUGGAAAUGCAAAAAGGUGGAAGGAACAUUCUAUCAUAUGUGUUGGACGUGCCCAUUAGUUAAGGAUUUCUGGGAAAAGAUUUAUAAUGAAUUGAAAAGAGUGUUGAAGAACACCUUUCUUAAGAAACCAGAAUCCUUCCUAUUGGGCAUAGUAGGAAAAGAAUUGCCUAGUAUAGAUGUGAAUUUGUUUUUGUAUGCCACAACUGCGGCGAGAGUAUUAUUAGCAAAGUACUGGAAGACACCGAAGAUACCUACAGUGGAGGAAUGGCAGAUGAAGAUGUUGGACUACAUGGAACUUGCUGACCUGACCGGAAGGCUUCACGACCGGAGAGAGGAGAAGACGGAAGAGGAGUGGAAGAAAUUUAGAAUUUAUUCUAAAAAAUAUUGUAGAAUUGAUAUUUGAAUCGGAUUAUAAGCAAUUGUGUAGGUUGUAGGUUAGGAAUUAAGAGUGUAAAAUUAUAUAGGUUAGACAAUUGAAUUUAAGGGGAAAAUGUAACUAUGAUUUUUUUAAAAAAUUAAUUAAGAAGAUGAAAAUUUGAUUAGAAUCUGCUAAGUUAGAGAUGUAAUGAACCGUUAAAAGGAAUUCUCGUGGAGGUCUAUUAUUGAACUAUGAAAUUAGGACAUUGGAAUGUUGAUUUUUAUUCUUAUUUUUAUUGUUAACUAUUCUUUUUUUUUUUCUUUUUUUCUCUAUUCUUAAAGUUGGAUGGUCAAAGAUGAUGUAUGUUAUAGGAGAAUAUUGUUUUUUUUCUCUUUUUUCUUGUUUAUAUGUUGGAAAAUCUUAAUAAAAAUAACUUUAAAAA
Zootoca vivipara (common lizard) is the source of this 3654-nucleotide messenger RNA. NCBI's taxonomy places the organism in Eukaryota, Metazoa, Chordata, Lepidosauria, Squamata, Lacertidae. The record is from RefSeq and is a predicted model, not a curated record.